This is a messenger RNA of Brassicogethes aeneus, 2969 nucleotides long. NCBI's taxonomy places the organism in Eukaryota, Metazoa, Arthropoda, Insecta, Coleoptera, Nitidulidae. The record is from the annotation of a GenBank genome assembly.
CUCAUAUUUAAAUUUUGUACCUGAAUAUAGGACCAAUCAGGAUCAUCCUCGUACUCUUACAACUUAUCUGUCAAUUUUUUUUGUGAGGUUAGUUUUUGGCUGCCAACAUGGCGCUAAUGUUAAAGGAACUAUUUUGUCUUCUACUCAUUGGAUUUACUGUAGCAGUAGAUAAAAAUAAUUUUAAAACAUGCGAACAAAGCAGUUUUUGUCGUCGUUUACGAGGUGUUAAACCUGGAGAAAGCAAAUAUCAAUUAAACUUGGAAACAUUGCAAGUCACAGAUAAUUCCGUAGAGGCGGUUUUAGUCAAUACAGAAGCCAAUGCUAACUUUCAAUUCACUUUAACUGCAAUUGCAGGUAAUAUAUUUAGGGUUUUUAUUGAUGAGGUUAAACCACUUUACCCAAGGUACAGGGUUCAGUAUGCACUCAAUGGAGAACCUCAAGUAGCUAAAUUGGAAAUAUUAGAAAGAACAUCCGAUUUGGUAAAGAUAAAAUCUGAGGAAAACACUGCCAUUAUUAAUGCUAACCCAUUAAAACUGGAAUUUUAUCACAAAGGUGAUUUGGUUACUAUUGUUAAUGGUAGAGGAUUAUUUACUUUUGAACAUUACAGAACCAAAACUCCUGAAGUUGAGGGUCAAGAACCACCUCAAGAGGACCCUGGCACUUGGGAAGAAAACUUCAAAUCACAUCAUGACAGCAAGCCAAGAGGUCCAGAAGCCAUCGGUUUUGACGUUUCAUUCCCUGAUGCGUUACGUAUAUAUGGUUUGCCAGAUCAUGCCGAUAGACUCUCGCUCAGAAGUACAGGCCCUGGUGGUCUCGAUCCUUACAGGUUGUACAACCUGGAUGUCUUUGAAUAUGAAGUUGAUUCAACAAUGGCAAUUUAUGGAGCUGUGCCAGUUGUAUAUGCCCAUUCUCCAAAACACACUGUUGGCGUUUUCUGGCACAAUGCAGCUGAAACCUGGGUAGACAUUAAUAACAGUAAAGACGGAAACGUUGUUUCCUCCAUUGUAAACUUGGUUUCUGGUCAUAAAACAGAAGCAAGAGUGGAUGCUCAUUUCAUGAGUGAAACUGGUGUUUUUGAUUUGUUUGUGAUGAUGGGUCCUAAACCGAAGGAUACUGUCAGACAAUUUGCUUCUUUGACUGGAGCAGCUCCUCUUCAACAAUAUUAUACUUUGGGUUACCAUCAAUGCAGAUGGAACUACAAUGAUCAAGAUGAUGUAGUGAAUGUAAUAGAAAAUUUGGAUAAAGGCGAUUUCCCAGUUGAUUUUAUCUGGUUGGACAUUGAGUAUACUGAUGGUAAAAAAUAUUUCACUUGGGAUCCCAUUAAGUUCUCAAACCCACAUGCUAUGAUUAAUAAUUUAACCUCAACUGGCCGAAAACUAAUUGUUAUUAUUGACCCACACAUUAAACGGGAAAAUGGAUACUUUUUACAUGAGGAUGCUUUAGCUAACGAUUAUUAUGUUAAAACUAAGGAUGGAAAUGUUUAUGAAGGUUGGUGUUGGCCAGGUGCUAGCAGCUAUCUAGAUUUCUACAACCCAUACGCACGCGAAUAUUUCAAGGGACUUUAUUCUGUUGACAAAUUCAAGGGUACCACUGAUGACGUUUACAUUUGGAAUGACAUGAAUGAACCCUCUGUAUUUAACGGACCCGAGGUCACCAUGCCUAAAGAUUGUCUACAUUAUGGCAACAUUGAACACAGAGCUGUCCACAAUGAAGUUGGACUUGCCUAUACUAUGGUUACACAUGACGCCCUUCUGCAAAGAACACCUAACAAGAGACCGUUCAUCUUGACAAGAAGUCACUUUCCUGGUUCCCAAAGGUACUGCGCAAUGUGGACUGGCGAUAACGAUGCGCAGUGGUCGCAUUUGGCCAUAAGUUACCCGAUGUGUCUUUCAGUCGCUCUCGGUGGUCUCAGUAACUGCGGAGCCGAUAUCGGCGGUUUCUUCCAUAAUCCCGAUGCUGAGUUACUUCAAAGAUGGUACCAGGCUGGAGUAUGGCUUCCAUUCAUGAGAGCGCAUGCGCACAUUGACACGCGCCGUCGCGAGCCUUAUCUCUUCCCCGAAGACGUACAGAACAGAAUCAGAAACUCUCUGCGUCUGCGUUACGCCCAUCUACCUCUUUUCUACACCCUCUUCUGGGAGCACGAAAUUACCGGCGACCCCGUGAUCAGACCCUUAUUCUACGAAUUCCCCAAUGACAUGAACUUGGUGGAUGUGGAUAAUUGCCUAAUGGUAGGUUCGUCUGUUCUGGCCCAUCCUGUCACAGAGGCUGGAGCGUCUUCAGUCACUGUGCAUUUGCCUGGAGGUUCAUCGCAAUAUUGGUAUGAUGUCGAGGACUUCAGAAAGUAUACUGGUACUGGUAACUAUAACAUACCAGUGUCGCUAGACAAGAGCCCAGCUUUCUACAGAGGUGGCUCUAUUAUUCCAAGAAAAGACAGACCAAGGAGGUCAGCUGAGUUAAUGAAGCAUGAUCCGUUUACUCUGUAUGUUGCCUUGGAUAAAAACAAAUCUGCUCAAGGAACUCUAUUUGUUGACGAUUACCAAAGUUUUGAAUACCGAAACAAAAAAUACGUCUACAUUAAUUUCAACUUUGAAAAUAAUGUACUAACUGGAAGCUUAAUAGACAAGACUGAUUAUCCUACAAAGGAAUGGAUUGAAAGAGUUGUCAUUCUUGGCCCACCCAGUGGAGUUAAAGGUGCCACUCUUAAAAGCAAAAGCUUGGGUGAAGUAAAAUUAGAAACCAGCUAUGAUGCAGAACAAAGCUCACUUGUGAUACGUAAACCAGGUGUUAGUGUUAGGGAAUCAUUUACAAUUAAAUUAUUUUAGAUCAAUUUCUAACUCAAUCAAUUCCCAGUUAUUUUUAUUCAAAUUUUGUCAUUCCUAAUUAUUGAUUUAUAAGAAAUAAUGUUUUAGUGUAUUUAUAAAACCUAGUUUACUAAAGUAUGAUAAAUAAAGUAAAUAAGUUUGUUUAGA